Molecule: messenger RNA, 1697 nt
Organism: Rhizophagus irregularis DAOM 181602=DAOM 197198
Lineage: Eukaryota; Fungi; Glomeromycota; Glomeromycetes; Glomerales; Glomeraceae
Biological process (GO): protein localization to plasma membrane
Cellular component (GO): plasma membrane
Source: RefSeq, a predicted model, not a curated record
AUUAUGGUGUCAUUAUAUUAUGGUGUGAUUAUAAAUACUGUCAGAAAUUUUUUUUUGAAAGUUUUUUUUAAUUAAUAAUUGAUUCCAACUUACAUUUCAUUCAUCCAUUUCAACAAAAUAAAUAUAAGAAAUUAAUUAUAUUUAUCAAAUUUUUUUUUAAAAAAAUAAUAAUUCUUUUCCAAUUUUUCUUUAUUCAUUAAUAACAAGCCAAAAUGUACAGGGUUAGUGACCCAAAUCAAUAUUUGGUUAAAACUGGAGCAUUCGUUAGAGAUAUUUCAAUCUGUAAAAAAGGAUGGGUAUUCCCAUUCCAAAGAUCAACAUUCUUCGACAUAACUCCGGCAAAUUAUACUUUACAAUUACAAGCAAUGAGUGCCGAGAAAUUAGAAUUUAAUCUUCCAGCAGUUUUCACUAUUGGUCCAAAAGAUGAACCUAAGGCUUUAGAACGUUAUGCAAAACUUUUAGCUGCAAAUGAUAAGAAUAGUGAUCAUGUUAAAGAAUUAGUUCGAGGUAUUAUUGAAGGUGAAACUAGAGUUAUUGCUGCUGCAAUGACUAUGGAAGAAAUUUUUCAAGAAAGGAAAGGAUUUAAAGAUCAGGUCAUUAAAAAUGUUCAAGCUGAAUUGGAUCAAUUUGGUUUGUUCAUUUAUAAUGCUAAUGUUAAACAACUUCAAGAUACUCAAGGGUCUGAAUAUUUUGCAUAUAUGAGAAUGAAAACACAUGAAGGUGCCGUAAAUCAAGCAAAAGUAGAUGUGGCCGAAGCAAAAUAUCGUGGUGAUGUUGGUGCAAAAGAACGUGAAGGUUUAACACGUCGUGAAACGGCUAAAGUUGAAGCUGAAACAAUUUUAAUUGAAAAUGAACGUAAAGUGUCUAUAGCACAAGCUAAUAUGAAUUUGGCUACUAAAGAAUCAGAAUUUGACCGUGCUAAAAAAAUAGCCGCCAUUGAAGCUUCUCAAGCCGCAAAGAUGCGUGAAUCUGAACUUCAAAAACAAGUUGAAGAACGUAGAUUAUUAUCAGAAACGGAACGUCUUCGCGUACAAUAUGUAUCUAAAGCAACCGCUGAAUUUGAAGCCGCUAAAGCAAAUGCUAAUGCUCGUUUAUUUGAAAAACAAAAAGAAGCUGAAGCUGAACUCUUUAAAAAGCAAAAAGAGGCUGAAGGUCUUUUGGCUAUUUACAAUGCUCAAGCUCAAGGUAUUAAAAAUAUAAUGGAUUCUUUCGGAGGUGAUGGUUAUGCAGCACUUCAAUAUAUAAUGAUUGAUCGUGGUGUUUAUCAACAAUUGGCCAAAGAAAAUGCUAAUGCUAUUCAAGGUCUUAAUCCUAACAUUACUGUUUGGAAUACUGGAAAUGAAACAAAUGAAAAAGCAAAUCCUAUAGCAAAUAUCUUUCAAUCUUUACCUCCACUUUUGUCAACUAUUCAGCAACAAACUGGAAUUAGUCCUCCUAGCUGGUUAGCUCAAAUGCCGAAUAAAGAAAACUCUUCUUCUGGAAAGAGUUAAAGCAUUUUUUCAAAAACACACACACAUAUAUAGAAAUUUAUUGAUAGAAUUUUAAUUGAGCUUGUAAAUGUUUUUAUUCUUUCUUUAUUCAAAUUGUUAUUCCAUUUUUUUCUUAUCAUAUGAGACAUAUAUUAUGAAAAAGCAUCAAAACAUAAGCUUGAAAAAUAGCACAAUAUUCUUUAUUCCUGUAUGUACUAUACAUUGCUA